This is a messenger RNA of Poecilia latipinna (sailfin molly), 1002 nucleotides long. RefSeq names its product sodium-coupled neutral amino acid transporter 2-like. Gene Ontology annotation, cellular component: plasma membrane. NCBI's taxonomy places the organism in Eukaryota, Metazoa, Chordata, Actinopteri, Cyprinodontiformes, Poeciliidae. The record is from RefSeq and is a predicted model, not a curated record. The coding region runs from base 176 to 916 and encodes 246 amino acids. Gene Ontology annotation, biological process: L-glutamine transport; amino acid transmembrane transport. Gene Ontology annotation, molecular function: L-glutamine transmembrane transporter activity. The transcript is spliced from 8 exons.
UUAUUGAACAGUUAAAUUCUAAUCCUUUUCCAGUCAGAUCACAUGACUUUAAAUUCUCUGUUUCUUUCACUUCCUAUUUUUCAAGAAGUCAUUUUUGUGGGAAAACUGUGAGCAGCAGGAUUCUUGUUUUUCCAUCAGCAGGAAACAUUUUAAGGACUCCAAACAAAGCUCUGAGAUGACAGACGCUCCUCGAGAAGAUGACAGCAGCAGGUCCAACAGCAAUGACUUUCCGUCCCCUGACCGUCCUCUAAAUAGGCAAAACCCUGAUUUAGACGGAGACGGUCAAACCUUCCUCCCUAAACAUAACGCAGGCAAAAAGCAUGAAACUAGAUAUCACAAUGCCUCCUUCAGCAUGUCCGUCUUCAACCUGGGCAACGCCAUCAUGGGCAGCGGCAUCCUGGGUCUGUCCUUCGCCAUGGCCAACACCGGCAUCGCCCUGUUUGUGUUUCUCUUGGUUUCCUUUGCCAUUUUCUCCAUUUAUUCUGUCCACUUGUUGCUGAAGACAGCCGAUGAAGCAGGUGCUCUUGUUUACGAGUCACUGGGUUACAAGGCCUUUGGGAUCCCAGGCAAACUGGCUGCUUCCUGCUCCAUCACCAUGCAGAACAUUGGAGCCAUGUCAAGCUACCUCUACAUUAUCAAAAAGGAAUUCCCCAUUGUAAUUCAGUCCUUUACUGGAGCAAAUGAUGGUGAAUGGUACGUCAAUGGAGAUUACCUUGUGAUUCUGGUCUCUGUUAUUGUUAUCCUGCCUCUCUCAUUACUCAGGAAUUUAGGUAAAGAGUGUGUGCGUGUGUGUGUGUGGGUUUGUGGGAACCCGCUGCUCAUUGUGGGGACUGAAGCCUGGUCCCCACAAGGGGAAACGCUGUUUUGGGGUCAGGGGUUAGAUUUAGGUCUAAGGUGUGAACUUAGUUUUGGUUAAGGUUAGAAUAAGGGUAAGGUUUCGGCUGUAGAAAUGAAUGGAAGUCAAUGGAAAGUCCCCACAAAGAUAGCCACGCAAACGUGUGU